This is a messenger RNA of Xenopus laevis (African clawed frog), 731 nucleotides long. RefSeq names its product suppressor of fused homolog. Bases 1 to 498 code for a protein of 165 amino acids. Lineage: Eukaryota; Metazoa; Chordata; Amphibia; Anura; Pipidae. The record is from RefSeq and is a predicted model, not a curated record. The transcript is spliced from 6 exons.
AUGCGCGCCAGCACCGCACCGUCUGCGCAUGCACACCGCACAGAAGGAAGGGAGCGCACUGCACGGAGCCGUAAAGACAACUUGGAAAGUGAGAGUUCUGCAGCCAUUAUUCCUCAUGAAUUAGUCCGCACACGGCAGCUUGAGAGUGUGCACCUCAAGUUCAACCAGGAGUCUGGAGCACUCAUUCCACUUUGUUUGAAAGGUAGGCUGUUGCAUGGAAGGCACUUUACAUAUAAAAGCAUUACUGGAGAUACAGCAAUCACAUUUGUGUCUACUGGAGUAGAAGGAGCCUUUGCUACAGAGGAGCACCCAUAUGCAGCACAUGGACCGUGGCUACAGAUUCUGUUGACAGAGGAGUUAGUUGAAAAAAUGCUGGAAGAUUUAGAAGAUUUAAGCUCUCUAGAGGAAAUGAAACUACCGAAGGAAUACAGCUGGCCAGAAAAAAAGCUGAAGAUCUCCAUUCUACCCAACACAGUAUUUGAUAACCCACUCAAUUAAAGGUGGAGUAGCGCUGACAUUUCUGUUAGAUACAGGGACAUCACAGUGGACUUUCCCCCCACUUUCAGCAGCUCCAUCACCGCUGUAAACAAAGCCAAAGGAAAGCAAUUACUGCACAAUCUCCGCAUCUAGAGACGACUGGAAUGUAGGUGGUGAGAUUACAAACGACUCUGUGAAUCACUAAAUCUUCUCUCCUGUAUUCUUACUGCAUUAAAAUAUAUUUUUUAAAAUAA